Molecule: messenger RNA, 928 nt
Organism: Cyclopterus lumpus (lumpfish)
Lineage: Eukaryota; Metazoa; Chordata; Actinopteri; Perciformes; Cyclopteridae
Gene: c15h10orf90
Product: chromosome 15 C10orf90 homolog
Exons: 5
Coding region: 271-555 (94 amino acids)
Biological process (GO): regulation of centriole replication
Cellular component (GO): cytosol; centrosome; centriole
Source: RefSeq, a predicted model, not a curated record
UUUACUUCUCUCUGUGUCUCUCAAGUGGACUUCAGGACUUGGACCAAGAUAGAAGGCCAUGACAAGACAGAGGCCCAACAAGAACAUGACUGUUCCUCAGAGCCUCAAAAUGUCUCUGAUAAGACUUCCCGGCUGAAAGCUGAUUCCCUGGAAGGAACAUCCAAGAAUCUCAGCCUCAAAGAGGCUUUAGAGCUCCUCAGGCCGGACUUCAUCAGCCACUCUCAAGGUCGGGUGAGGAGGUUGGAGCAGAGGGUAAGGAGAAGGAGAUACAUGCAGGAUUCCAAUCCAGAUCUUGUGCGGGGCCUCAGGGAGGAUCGAGGCAAACAAAAGAGGAACUGCACCACACCGGAUCCUCACAGUGAUAACCUUUUCAAGCCUGGAGAGAGGACUAUAUCAGGCAAAGAGAUGCAGCUGAGGUCCAGGCGGAUUUACAACCAGCUGCCAGAGGCGACAAAGAAAAAAGAGGAGGAGAAAAAGAGGGCUGUAUCACAAGCCAACAGAUUGCGAGCAGACGUUUUUAAAAAGAGACUUCUGGAGCAGAUCCUGCAAAGAUAAAUGGGAGACACGGAAAGGCCAACAGGGUUAUAACACUGGCCAUUCUUCACUUUUCUCCAUGUGUGCAUAUGUAUUCAUUUUAUUCCAUUCCAUGUCCAUUCGGCAUGUUUCUGUGCUCAUUGUAUCCUGACUGAUUUACAACAGAAAGGAACAUUAUAUUUGGCAGAGUGACAGGAACAUAUGUUUUGGAGUAGUUUUGUCACCAGCUUUUGACUUAAUUGUGAUACAUUUGUAUAUAUCUGUUUAUACCACAAUGGCUAAAUAUGGAGACAUAUGAAUUUUGUGGACCAAAAUGAAACUGUGAAAGUAUUCAAUGAAAAUUGUACAUGAUGCAUAUGCUUACAAGUGCUGUUUUGGGCAGAUAUUGACGAAG